Messenger RNA from Centruroides sculpturatus (bark scorpion), 486 nucleotides. RefSeq names its product achaete-scute homolog 2-like. Gene Ontology annotation, biological process: regulation of transcription by RNA polymerase II; developmental process. The coding region runs from base 1 to 486 and encodes 161 amino acids. The record is from RefSeq and is a predicted model, not a curated record. The transcript has a single exon. Gene Ontology annotation, molecular function: DNA-binding transcription factor activity, RNA polymerase II-specific; RNA polymerase II transcription regulatory region sequence-specific DNA binding; protein dimerization activity. Lineage: Eukaryota; Metazoa; Arthropoda; Arachnida; Scorpiones; Buthidae.
AUGAACUAUCAGGGUAGGGUGAUCUACCAUUGCAGCGACGGCGACGCGUCUAGGUCCGUCUGGGCCUAUUACGGUGCCACUUAUGACGGCGGAUGUACCAGAAACGGUAAAAAUCGUCGACCGUGCAGAUUUGGAAACGCAGAGAGUCCCGCAACCACCGUUGCCAGAAGGAACGAAAGAGAAAGGAAGAGAGUGAGAUUGGUGAAUUUGGGGUUCGCUGCUCUUAGACAGCACGUCCCGUACAGAACUCGUACCAAGAGAGCUAGUAAAGUAGAGACUCUUCGAUCUGCUAUUUUGUAUAUCAAACAACUGCAGCGUUUGUUGGCUGAACACGAUUUGUCUUGUAGAAAUUCGCAGCCACCGGCGGCGCCGCCCUCGUUUACUACCUUCUUAACACCCGGCCACUUUGAUCACCGGGAUGUCAAUCAGCAGAACGACUUAGCACAAAAUGGAUAUUAUUGUGCAAGAAAUCAGAUUAAUCAAUAA